Molecule: messenger RNA, 1061 nt
Organism: Astyanax mexicanus (Mexican tetra)
Lineage: Eukaryota; Metazoa; Chordata; Actinopteri; Characiformes; Acestrorhamphidae
Exons: 4
Coding region: 198-899 (233 amino acids)
Biological process (GO): spermatogenesis
Cellular component (GO): cytosol; nucleus
Source: RefSeq, a predicted model, not a curated record
GGAGCUGGAGCUGCUGGAGGAAAGAGUGUGUGGAGGAAAUAAAGACAGAGAGAGAGAGGGAGAUGUUAGCCUAGGCUCGUUUCUUCCAGAUUAAUCUAAGUACACGGACUCUCCUACACAUUAACCCGCCUCUAAGACCCCAGGAGCGGACUGGUUAUCCCCUGCAGGAGCGCUGGAGCUGCGGAGCGCCCACCACCAUGUUUAAAAGGAGCAAGAAUAAAGUUCUGGUGGAUGAAGCUUCAGAGGAGGACGAGCUGAGCUGGCAGCAGCAACAACAGCAGCACGGAGAGAAGGAUAAAGAAUCGGAGGGAACAGAGGAAGUGCUGAGCCCCUCAACAAAGGACUCCAAGAUUAAGAAGGUCAGAUCAAAGAGAGAGAGAGGAGACAAGAAGCUGUUUCCCUCGCAGGACGACGAGCACUUCCUGCUGACCGGAGUCACUCUGUCACACCGGAGAGGGUCAGCUAAGAAGAUCCUGGAGGAGGAGAAGAGUAAGCCGCACUCGGAGAAGGACCGCGUCCACUGCCUGUGGGACAGCAUCACCAUGACGAUGAGACAGAUCACGCCCAACCGCAAGCUGGACAAGAUGGAGGGCUGGGAGCCACCCCAGCUGAGCGGAGAGGAGGGUCCGGGGGAGGGGCGGAGCGAGGGAGAGGGGAAAAAGAGUGACUCUUCUACUCUUACCUCUCCGUUGUCUCUCUCGCUGCCCGGGUCGCUGAGCUUACCCUCGUGGGCGGGGCUGGGCGGGGCAGAGGAAGACUCUUCUCGCUAUUCCAGUCUGACCGAGCCUCAGGCGGGACGUCCCGUUCAGUGGGCGGCUCGGGCGCGGGACAAGCUGGCCGCCGUCCGCCGCCGCAGCCCUGGGGGUCUGUCUGAGAGCUCGUGGGAGGGGCUUAAAUGACACGUCCGGCCUGUUUUGAGACCCAGCUUUGAUGAAGUUCAUGGGAUUGAAACUUUUGUUUGAUUCGCACUCAGGCUAGUGCUUGCAAGUGAAGUAAAGUGAAUUGAACAAGGAAAGGGAGCGAGUGAAGAGAAUCGGGAUGCGCCCCUUUUUUUUUAUUUU